Cylas formicarius (sweet potato weevil) is the source of this 5168-nucleotide messenger RNA. It is a transcript of the gene spir, whose product is annotated as protein spire. Gene Ontology annotation, cellular component: cell cortex; cytoplasmic vesicle membrane. The coding region runs from base 137 to 2284 and encodes 715 amino acids. Gene Ontology annotation, molecular function: actin binding. NCBI's taxonomy places the organism in Eukaryota, Metazoa, Arthropoda, Insecta, Coleoptera, Brentidae. The transcript has 8 exons. Gene Ontology annotation, biological process: cleavage furrow formation; actin nucleation; Golgi vesicle transport. The record is from RefSeq and is a predicted model, not a curated record.
GCGUUUUACAAAACGCAUGCCCCCGACAAAUCAAUACCGAAAGUCAUGUAGGUGGUUGCCAAAACACCCAUGAGAAAAUCGAUUUGAGGUUAACCCGAAACGAUGGAUCUUUCAAAAUUAAAGUGAAAACAAAACAAUGUCCCAAAAAUCAAAAUGCAGCGUAAAUUCGGACGGUAGUGUGCGUCUGGGCGAUAUUUUGGAUUCGUUCAAUUCGUGUAUAAAAGAGGAACACGCCUGGGCGCUCUGUUAUCAACUAGCCAAAUACUUUUUGGAAUGUUUGGGCACUAAAAAACAACACAUUCACAAUAUUACCGAAGUUCAACACGUCUUUCUUAAUAGCGACGGGUCUGUACACGAGAAUACGAUUUUAGCUAAAGACAAACCUCGCAAAUUGUUAAGGUGUGAAAACGAAGUUGUUGCCGGAAUAGGGGUUGUAAUUUAUACCACAUUAGACAAUAAAGUAAAUGAUGGGGAAGAGGUCCUGUUUAGCAGCGACUUGGAACAGCUCAUCAGCGAUAUGGUAUCGGAUGAGGCGAACAAUUCAGAACAAAGUCACCACGAGACAGAUGACGAAGGCAUCGAACGGGACUCGGAAGAGAACGACGAAGCCGGCUCGUCAAAGUGCAACGCGAAGCAUAUAACCUUGCAAGAGGUUCUGAGGCAGUGCGAAGCGCACUUGGGUACGCUAACGAAAGCUCAAGCAGAAGCGCAUUAUAAAGCGGUCGUCAGGGCUCUGGUGGCGGAGGCCAUUGAAUUAUCGACGUUCCUGGAGAAAGUGGCUCAGGGAAACAUUAGUUUGCCGUCAAGCAGCGCAAAAAACACCAACUUGGAGGAGCUCAAGUUUACGGACUGGGCCAAGUUUUGGGUACAAGUGAUGGGCGAACUGAGAACCGGAGUGAAACUGAAGAAGGUUAAUUACAGUAAGGCGCCCAUUGAAUACGAGUUGACUCCUUACGAAAUAUUAAUGAAGGAUAUUAGAACAUGCAGGUACAACCUGCGUAAAAUUAUGGUGAACGGCGACAUACCAUCCAGAGUUACCAAGGACGCUCACGCCAUCAUCUUAGAAUUCAUAAGAUCGAGACCGCCACUGCGAAAGGUCUCCGACCGAAAACUGCCGCCGCAACAGAGAACGCUCACUCCUCGCGAGCAGUUGCUGCUCUCGAUCAAAAAGGGCAGGAAAUUAAAGCCGGUACCGUUGCCCAGGACGUCGCAGCGCUACGGGAGCGACAAGGACCAGCCGAAACCGUCGGGCCGGCGUCUAAUAAAAGUGGAUCUCUCGCAAUUCGAAGACGACGACGACGACGACGUCGAGGCUCCCGAGACUCCCGACUCAUCGGAACCCGGCCUGUGGUCCAGCGAAUACCAGGAAAUAUGCGACCCCACCACCCUAGACGCGUACGACCUAGCCACCAGGGAGUGUAAUUUGGUGGGUACGAGACGGAGCACGUUGGGGGUGACCGACGCGAACCCCGGCUGCUAUUCGGUGCCCCAAUCGAGGCCAGGUUCGCGCCAGUCCUGCAACAGUACCGAGUCUGAAUCGAUGCCGAUGGAACCGGAGACGGCGAGGGCGUUGCAGGACGAGCUCACCAACGCGCAGAGCUGGCAGGACACCAUAUCACUCGACGACAGGCUCUCCCUGACCUUGUCUGAGAUCGUCCACAUACGGACGGUACUGACGAAGGCUGAACUGGAGGCGUUACCGAUUGAGGGACGGGUCAGACACGACGUCGAGAGCCGCAAGGUGUGCUUUCUGUGUCUGAAGACUCGGUUCGGUAUAUUCGGGCCUUGGGGCCAGAGGUGCACGUUGUGCAAGCGCACCGUUUGCACGCGCUGCUACUCCAAAAUGAACAUCCCGAUGGAGCACUUCAACAGCGUGCCCGUGGUCCUGUUGAGUCCGAGCAUCAUAAGCAGUCCCGCGGAGGGUGGCUCCAAAGAAUCCCUUGCCAGAUCUUUAAUCGGUAAAAUUAACAACGCGGAUAUGUCGGAAGGCAGCGUUUCUGAACCCGACCGUCCCGUAUCCGCGAUGGAUACCAGCAUCAUCAGCGACCCAGGAGGUGCGGCGAUGACGCGCAGCCCUUCGAGGCAGGGGAAAUUCCGAGCGAACGCGACGGCCGUCGCGAGGACCGCCUACGUGGUGGACCGUUUCAAGGGCUCGCAGAUGGUGGUGUGCCACGAUUGCAAACUGAUGGUUUUGCAAAUUAUCAAGUCGGCGCGCGCCAACCGCUCCGCCAUCAGAAACAAAACGCUGCAGAGCCUCACGCUAAACUUGUCACCGGUAUUUUAAUUAUUAUUGUGAUAAAAUAAGCUGCACGUUGGGUGGGGAGCCCCUCCCGGUCGCCGAAAAUGCAAAAAGGUACGCGUUCUGUCGUUAUUGAACUAAAGGCCGGUUUUUGCGCGCCGCUACGACUUACCUUACGGAUUCGCUAAUGUCGUGAACUUGUUGUCACUGGUGGAUUUCAUUUCAAUCGGGAUUUCAAGAUUAGCGAUACGCCACCUGCAGGUCAAAUGCUAAACCAUUCGGUAGUAGAUUGAGGUUAUUGAUUUUUUUUUAUUAUUGUAGUGGACGUUUUGUGACCGUCGGGCUCAACAACUAUUGUUCAGAACGAUUUAUUUUAUUUUGUGUUUGUGUGCAUUUUUGUUUCGAUAAUGACAUCCAUAGCUAAAAGUUCAAAUUAUACGAAAACCAAAUUUGGAAAAGAAUUCAUCGAAAAAAGUAUAGAGACUUCGUAUUGUCAAACGGCACAUAUUUCAAGAAAAUAUUCUGGAGUUGAAGUGCCACAAUGCAAAAUAAUAUACUCUGCGUUAAGAACUUUUCCAAUAUACCUGGAGUGAUCAUUGCUUCUCGGGUAUUUUGCUUAAAAACAGGAAUCAUUACCAAAAAGCAUUUAAAAUAAUUUCAGUUGCGUGUAAAUUUUGUAUAUGAAACAAAUUAAAAUUUGGCACACUUACCGACUUCAAAUUCCCAAAUUUCACGAACUUAUAUAGCUUUCUCUUUCACUCUAAACAAAAGUUGAAACUGAAAACUAGUCAUGUUAUGUUUGAAUGUACUGCGCUGUAGUUCAAACGGUCGCGCUGCGAUCUUAUUUGAUAAUCCAAUAAUCCAAUAUUAGAGAUGACGUAGCAUCUGCCAUUUUGGUUGGUAACUUUUCCUUCCUCUUCAUGUAGGUUAUAUUUUGAUUUCGAUUAAAGUACCUUACCUUGUUGUUUUAUUUGCAAUUUUAAUAUUUCCAAAGCAAUAAUUGAACACAAGUCUAUUGAUAAAUGCUCCCGAACAGUGUUAAGUAGUCUCCAUUAAUUUAAAUGUCAGACAAAAACUUCGCGAAACUUCGACAGCUGGCAUCACCCUAAUUCCGAUGACGUGUCGCCCAAAAACAUAAGCAAAAAGGUUUGUUUUGCUUUCUUUUUUCACUCUACGCUUUGCUUGAUUCGUACGGAAAGUCGUAACGUGUAAAGCGGUCAAUUUGCAGCGAAUUUUUGAACGCGUACUCGUACGAGUACAAUUCAAAAAAGCUAACGGACAGUACACAUUGCCAUUUUAUAAUUCAAACGAACUUUGUUCUUUUGGAUGGCGGAUUUCAACCAGAAUUCAUAGUCUACGCGUUGUAACCUUACACAAAGCCAACUAUUUUAAAAGGUCUGUUAAAACUUAAAUUAGGUUUUUUUUUGCGAGUGAUCAGUUAACCACUGCAGGCUCAGAACGAUUUUCCUCAUUUUAUUGUAACAUUUCACCACAAGUAAUUAGCUGUUCGAAGAUUGUAGAAAUGUAAAACAUAACCAACAAACGUCAGUUAUUAAUUUACCUAAACCAGUAACCAUGCUCAUAGACGCAGUUAGUGAAUCGGUAACUCGCAAAAAAAAUCCUUCAAAAUACUGCGACGGUGGUCAAAAUGACAACACUCCACUACACAUAAAAAUUAGUAGGGCGCCUUUUAACCUUUGCUUACACUAAAAAUUGCCAAUUUACAAACUUAUUCGUCUCUGAAACUUUUUAUUAUUGUUCCAACAAUUUAAUGAAUAUUUACGUUCUUCGUCUAUGCUUUACGAUUUUCGUGGGUCUGUGCUCCAUUUUAUGUUCUUGAAAAGCCUACGUCAAACGACCCAUAGAAGGCGAAAUAUUUUUUGUUUUUGUUGCGCAAGUUUGUUUGCACGUUUAGCCGCUAGAUGCACAGCUCAAGUCAGUUCGCGAAGUGAAAACUGCGCCAUAAAUUGUGUCUAUUUCCAAUCUCCAACGCAGUACGUUUUAUACAGGUGCGUAAGAGCUAUUAACUAUGUAGAUAGUGUGGGUUGCUGCUGCCGUGGCCUAAUACGUAAAUUUAUUUCCGUUUGCCGUUUUUCGGUACCGAACAAUUGUUUUCGAACGGCGUUAGCCCGGGAAGGGCGUGCUCCAACGCAAAAUUUAAUCUAGGACAAAUUUAGAUGUUAUAUCGACGUGAAUGUUCAAUCUCAUGUGAUUUUACGGUUAUGAUCCGAUCUUCCUCUUUUGCUCGCCCCACAUCCGGUUUUGCCAUUACUUUCGAUAUCGAAAAGAAGUUAAUUGGUUUUUCGGUUUCCUUUUCGCGUGUCGCUCCCAUACAUAUCGAAUAAAAAUAAUUUAAUUUGUUAAAAUGAUCGAAAUUUCGAUUUUCGCGAUAUUUAUUUUUGAUUUCAGACCCAACAUGUUUUGUGCGUACUUUUUUAUUGUCAAAGUUUUAAUUUAAUAUAUUUUUUAUUUUGUUUUCUACCUUUUCCAAAAUUUUUAUCAGUAUUUUAAUUGUGACAAUAUUGACGUUCAAAAAUGGCGACGUUUCGGAGAUCAUUGUUAAACACAUGGUAGGGGUCAGCUUUGCGCAGUCUCAUUUAUACCUCCGAUAAAUGAAUUAUUCACGUUCGCUUACAUUGCUUGAAGGUAUCCCCUCGAAACGUCGACGCCCGUUUUACUUAUCAGUAUUUUAUUUUGUUUCAACUCUUGAUGCACUCGGUAAGAAUAGUCAUCAAAACCAGUAGUGAUACUAGUCUAAAGAAUCCCUAGCCUGUUGAUAUUUAAUUCCUAUUUAUAAUUUUAAGUGAACAAUAGUGAAUUGUAUUUAAAAUAAAUUUAGAAAAUUUUAUUUUGGUAACUUCGACUUUAUGCAAAUUCUUCCAAAGAUUACGAUAAAUUGAUAUAAGAUAACUAAAAAUAAAUAUGGCUG